Messenger RNA from Hyaloperonospora brassicae, 4098 nucleotides. The record is from the annotation of a GenBank genome assembly. Lineage: Eukaryota; Oomycota; Peronosporomycetes; Peronosporales; Peronosporaceae.
AUGUCGAGACUUGAAAGGACCGAGUCCAGCGGACCCAUGCAAGCCACAAUCAGAUACGACAACGGCAAGAUGCUCAUGGCCGAAGGGCCGCAAGCACUGCACGAACACGUUGCGUCUCGCGUGAUAGUAGCACUGGGCGGCAACAUCCCACAGAUGGAAGUGCGCUUCAAAGACGUCUCAAUUUCGGCCGACAUUGUGGUGAAAGAUGAGGCCAAUCUCAAGGUCGAGCUGCCCACGCUCCCCAACGAGCUCAUGACGAGCCUCCGAAGCUUAGGAACUACGAAGCACUCGGUCAAGAAGCACAUCCUCAAGAACAUCAGCGGCGUGUUCAAGCCAGGCACCAUCACACUGGUGCUCGGCCAGCCGGGAUCUGGCAAGUCGUCGCUCAUGAAACUCCUCAGCGGCCGCUUCCCGAACAACAAGAACGUCACAAUCGAGGGCGAAGUGACGUACAACGGCACACCAGCCAACGAGCUGCUCAGACGUCUGCCGCAGUUCGUGUCCUACGUGACUCAGCGAGACAAGCACUAUCCGUCCCUUACGGUCAAAGAGACGCUCGAGUUCGCGCACGCCUGUUGCGGUGGCGGGCUCUCCGAGCGUGACGAGCAGCACCUUAUCAACGGCUCGCCCGAGGAGAACAAGGCCGCGCUGGAGGCUGCGAGGGCCAUGUGCAAGCACUACCCAGACAUCGUCAUCCAGCAGCUCGGACUCGACAACUGUCAGAACACCAUCGUGGGUGACGCCAUGAUCCGCGGUGUGUCUGGCGGAGAACGCAAGCGCGUGACAACGGGCGAGAUGGAGUUCGGCAACAAGUACGUUAUGAUGAUGGACGAGAUCAGCACGGGACUCGACAGCGCCGCGACGUUCGACAUUAUCACGACCCAGCGCAGCAUUGCCAAGAAGUUCCGCAAGACGAUCGUGAUUUCGCUGCUGCAGCCGUCGCCUGAAGUCUUUCAGCUCUUUGACGAUGUCGUGAUCUUGAACGAGGGCUACGAGAUGUACCACGGACCGAGGGCUGAGGCACUGAGUUACUUCGAAAGCUUGGGCUUCAAGUGUCCGCCUCAUCGUGACGUGGCCGACUUCUUGCUGGAUCUUGGCACGGACAUGCAAGCGCAGUACGAAGUGGAAUCUGCUCGACGUAGUUCGGUCCCGCGGUGGGCGAGCGAGUAUGCUGAGAUGUUUACACGGUCAGUGAUUUACAAGCGUAUGAUGGACGAGCUGCAUGGCCAGGUUCAUCCGAAUCUGAUCAAAGACAUGACAGAGCAUAUCAAGCCGAUCCCGGAGUUUCACCAAAACUUUUGGGAUAGCACGAUGGCUGUGGUGCUUCGUCAGAUCAAGCUGACGUCGCGAGAUGCUGCAUUCCUCGCGGGUCGCUCUAUCAUGGUUAUUUUGAUGGGGCUGCUGUACUCAAGUGUCUUCUUCCAGUUUGACGAGACAAACGCACAGCUGGUCAUGGGCAUCAUCUUCAACUGUGUCAUGUUUGUAUCGCUCGGACAGCAAGCUCAAAUACCAAUGUUCAUGGCGGCCCGAGAAGUGUUCUACAAGCAGCGGCGAGCCAACUUCUUCCGGACCGCGUCCUUCGUGCUCUCCACUUCAGUGAGUCAGCUUCCGUUGGGUCUGGCCGAAUGUCUGGUGUUUGGCUCGAUCGUCUACUGGAUGUGCGGCUACGUGUCGACUGUCGGUGCCUUCCUCCUAUUCGAGCUCAUGCUCUUUUUGACAAACCUGGCGAUGGCGGCCUGGUUUUUCUUCUUGUCAUGCGCUUCGCCCAACCUGAACGUGGCCAAUCCGGUGUCCAUCGUUUCCAUCCUGUUCUUCAUCCUGUUUGCUGGCUUCGUCAUCACAAAGGAACAGAUCCCGGAUUACCUCAUUUGGAUCUACUGGAUCAACCCCAUGGCCUGGGGUGUUCGUGCGCUUGCGGUGAACCAAUACACAGACUCCAGCUUCGAAACCUGCAUUUACGACGGCGUCGAUUACUGCGCCACCUACAACAAGACCAUGGGCAAAUACUCGUUGGAAACGUUUGAGGUGCCUUCCGACAAGUUCUGGUUGUGGUACGGCAUGGCUUUCAUGGCUGUCACGUACGUCCUGUGUAUGAUCUUGUCAUACAUUUCGCUGGAGUAUCAUCGAUUCGAGAGUCCCGAGAACGUGGCGCUGGACACGGAAGCCCAAACGAACGUGGCUGAUGAGUACGGUUUGGUUCAGACACCACGCGGCUUCGAAGAACGAGGUGAAGCAUUGGUGUCAGUAGCUCCCGGCGGAGAAAAGCAGUUCAUCCCUAUCACCAUCGCUUUCAAGGACCUUCGGUACAGCGUGCCGGACCCGGCCAACCCGAAAGGAACAAUUGACCUGCUCAAAGGUAUCACUGGCUACGCGAGCCCAGGUACCAUCACGGCACUCAUGGGAUCGUCGGGUGCCGGCAAGACGACGUUGAUGGAUGUCAUUGCUGGACGCAAAACGGGAGGAACGAUCGGUGGCCAUAUCCUGCUCAACGGCGUUCCUGCCACCGACCUCGCCAUCCGACGCUCGACUGGGUACUGCGAGCAAAUGGACAUCCACUGUGAGUCGGCAACAUUCCGCGAGGCGCUCACGUUCAGUGCAUUUCUCCGCCAAGGCGCUGACGUUCCGGACAGCCAGAAGUACGACUCGGUGAAUGAAUGCCUGGAGCUGCUCGACCUGCACCCGAUUGCUGAUCAGAUCGUCCGCGGCAGUUCUGUGGAGCAGAUGAAGCGACUGACGAUCGGUGUGGAGCUGGCGGCUCAGCCCAGUGUGCUUUUCCUAGACGAGCCCACGAGCGGACUGGAUGCGCGUUCCGCCAAGCUCAUCAUGGACGGCGUGCGCAAGGUGGCGAACACGGGUCGGACCAUUGUGUGCACGAUCCAUCAGCCUUCGACGGAAGUUUUCGGCGUGUUCGACAGUCUGCUACUGCUGAAGCGCGGCGGUGAGACGGUGUUCGCGGGUGAGCUGGGUGAAAACGCGUGCAAGAUGAUUGCGUACUUUGAGUCCAUCGAUGGUGUGGAGAAGCUGCCGGACAACUACAACGCGGCAACGUGGAUGUUGGAGGUGAUUGGUGCGGGCGUGGGCAACAGCAACGGUGCCAAGGACUUUGUGAAGGUCUUCCAGGAGAGCAGACAGUUUGAGAUUCUGCAGGCAAAUAUGGACCGUGAUGGUGUGACUCGACCGUCGGCGGACUUGCCUGAACUGAUCUUCACGGACAAGCGCGCUGCGACGGAGAUGGUCCAGAUGACGAUGCUGAUGCAGCGCUUCAUCCGCAUGUACUGGCGCACACCGUCGUACAACCUCACCCGCUUCGGUCUCUUCUUCAUCCUUGGUCUUGUUUUCGGCAUCACGUACGUCGACUCGGAGUACACGUCGUACACUGGCAUCAACUCGGGCUUGGGCAUGCUGUUUUGCGUGACAAGUUUCUUGGGAUUCAUCGCGUUCAGCAGCGUCAUUCCAGUUGCGUCCGAGGACCGGUUAUCGUUCUACCGCGAGCGCGCGUCUCAGACGUACAACGCACUGUGGUAUUUCGUGGCGUCGACACUGGUGGAGAUCCCGUACGUCUUCAUCGGCACGAUGUUCUUCAUGGCUCCGUACUUUCCAAUGGUUGGCUUUACCGGCGCGGCCACCUUCUUCGCCUUCUGGCUGCAUCUGUCCAUGCACUUGCUGUGGCAGACUUACUUCGGCCAGCUGAUGUCGUAUUUGCUGCCGACGGUCGAAGUUGCUUCGAUCUUCGGGGUGCUACUGCAGACCAUUUGCUUCUUGUUCUGCGGCUUCAACCCGCCUGGAAAUUCAAUCCCGAGCGGCUACGAGUGGCUGUACCACAUCACGCCGCACAAGUACUCGUUGGCUCUGGUUGCGUCGCUCGUGUUUGGUGACUGUCCAAGUGACGGUGAUGGCUCGGAAGACGGGUGCCAGGUCUUGACGGGCGUCCCUCCUUCCCUCCCUGCAACCCUGACGGUGAAGGGGUAUCUGGAGAGUGUCUUUCUGAUGAAGCACAGCGAGAUCUACGAGAAUUUUGGGAUCACUUUGGGCUUCAUUGUGCUCUUCUGUCUGCUGGCGCUGCUGACUCUGCGCUUCGUCAACCACCAGAAGAAAUAG